UCAUCAUCGGUGUCGUUGUUUACACAAACGUAGUAAAUUUAAACGCUAAUUGUCAUUAAAGCGGGUGUCCGUGCCGUCGAUUAUGUAUCAACAGAACGAAAUUUUUCACGCGUCUUUAAACGAAUACGAAUACAUACGCGUAAACGUAUUCUAAAUUUAAAAAUUUUGAAGCAAACAAAUUAAUAAUAAUAAAUAUAUAUAUAAAAAAAGAAAAUAUCUUAAGAUAAUCGAUUGCUUUUUUUUAAAUCUUUUUUCACUUCCUUAUAUAAGUGAAAGUAUGUGCGGGUAUUUAAUACUAAAACGAAAUAUGUGCAAAAAUUCAAAUUUAAUAAUAUCGAAACUUGAGAAAAGGUUUUAAGCUAAUGUAAGGCCGAUUACAUACGUUAUUCGAAUACGUGCAUAUAAACCAAGUUUCUUUUAAAGCAAUUAAUUGCUGCACAAAAAUAUUUACACUAAAAAUUAUUGUGAUUUAAUUACAAAAGGUAAACUAAACCUUUUGCUAAAAAAAAAAAAUUUUAUUCGAGACUUUGGUGGUUUAAGAAAAAAUCUGCCAAAAUUAUACUCGAAAUGGAUAUGACUUCUACGGCGGAAGCCGCCGCUCGCAGCUGGUACGAUAAUCCGCGUCUGGUAAGCAGUGGUUCGCCACAAACGAAUGGCAUUGGUGCUACCGCCUCAAGUUUGGGACAUCAUGGCUUAUCCGGCGGUUUAGGAUCUACGGCCAGCGGUAGCAGUGGUCUAGGCGGCGGCGGAGGGGGGGCCGGUUCGGGUAGCGGUCUAGGCUUAGAUACCACCGAUAUGGGUGCUUUUUAUGCUCUCGAAAGUAACGGUCAUCACAGACGUUACUAUCCCAGCUAUCAUCAGCACACUUCUCGAAUGCCAUCAUCACAUUCAUCACCUCAAAUGUGUCGGCCGCACUUUCAUCCACCACUGAGUUCGUGGCUGACCAGCGAUCACAAAUCGUUUGCACCCGCCAGUCCCUGGGGAAGCCCGUUUGCUUGUCCCCAAGAACCGCAAUUGGAUCAUAAAUUAUCUCAAGUUGGUCAAACGCAUCAAUCUUCAGUAACGGGGCAGCAUUCGUUUCCGUUUCCUCCCACACCGCCAAAAGAUUCAACUCCUGAUUCAGUACAAACAGGUCCGUCGGAGUAUCAGGCUGUUGUAAACGCUUUUAUGCAUCAAGCUCAAGCAACAGGAGCUACGACGCUAGCUGAUACGAGUUGUGCUUUAGAUAUAAAACCCACCAUACAGAAUAGUAAUUCGUCGAGCGGUCACAACGGCACUGCCCAGUCAUCAGCACCCAAACAACGUGAAGGUACUAAUAAUAAUAACAAUCAAACAUCCAAUAACAACAAUAAUAGCAUUAAUAAUAGUAAUCAAAAUAAUAAUUCAAUACAAACGAAUCACAAUCAGACUCAUGUUCCCUCUUCAUCGUCAGGAGGUGCGACUACCUCGGCGUCACAAAACGCUGCGCACCAUUCGAAUAGUAGUAAUACCGGUCUCUUCGAUGGGGUCGCACAAGGGCACUACGGCAGCUUGGGCAGUUCGGGGCUGGGGAGUAGUAAUGGUGUUGCGGGCAACACGAACAAUAGCAAUUAUGAUAGCAGUUAUGUGUCGUAUGCGGCACAUCAUCAUGCGGCUGCUCAACAUCAAGCGGCAGCCGCUGCUGCAGCUGGUAUGUUUCAAAGUUCCUCAAUGGCGGCAGCGGCCGUUGCCCGACAUCAUCAUCAUAGCCAUCAUCAUCACGGUAUGGGGAGCGCCGGGACAUCGAGUAUGGCCCAUGGUAUCGGCGUCGGACAUGGUAUGUCGGGCGCCUUAGGGGGCAAUUCGAACAGUACAACAGGUUUCAGCAGUGGGAACUCGGCAGAUGUGAAGCCGGACGUUAAACCGCGUACAAAGCCACGGACAAGUGCUGAGGGCCGAGAAUGUGUCAACUGCGGAGCCACAUCAACGCCUCUCUGGCGACGGGACGGUACUGGUCAUUAUUUGUGCAAUGCCUGUGGUUUAUAUUACAAGAUGAAUGGUCAAAAUCGACCCUUAAUUAAGCCAAAGCGAAGACUGACCCUGCAGUCAUUACAAAGUGCCGCCAAAAGAGCGGGGACUUCGUGUGCAAACUGCAAAACCACAACUACAACCCUUUGGCGGCGUAAUGCGAGUGGUGAACCAGUAUGUAAUGCCUGUGGCCUCUACUACAAGUUACAUAACGUUAAUCGGCCUCUGACGAUGAAGAAGGAAGGCAUUCAGACACGUAACCGUAAACUCUCUUCAAAAUCAAAAAAGAAAAAAGGUCUUGGAGGCGGCUGCUUACCAAUGGGUGGUCAUCUAGGUAUGGGAGAUUUUAAGCCUUUAGAUCCUUCGAAAGGUUUCGGUGGCGGUUUUACCGCUUCAAUGGCACAACACGGCCAUCUUUCCAGUGGUUUACAUCCGGCACAUGCGCAUAUGCACGGCGGUUGGUAUACUGGCGGCAUGGGAGCAUUAAGUGCCUCUAGCGGUCUACAAGGUGGUUUUUCAACAGCUGGCUCAUUGGGCGGUGCUGUUGUUCCUCACUCUCAGCCUUAUCAUUUAGGUUUGGGCUCAAUGGGCACUUGGCGCACAGAUUAUACGUGAUGGAGUGGUAAUAACUUAAAUAAUAAUCUAUUUAAUUGAGUCGCAGAAACAAACAAUGUUUCACACAAAUCACACAAUUGUCAGAGCAAACCAUUUUUAUCAAAUCUUCCUGAUAGACUUUUCAUUGGAUUGACGACAUCCAAACUGCGUUCCUAACUGCGUUCAGUUAUUAUCAUCAAUGUGGUGGUAUUUCAUAUGCAACACAAACUUUUCCACAUAAUCAUGUGCAAUUUUUUUAAACAUAUAUUUUAUUUAAUUUUAUUUUUUUUUUUCACUUUUCUUAUAUAAAUAUAUAU
Glossina fuscipes is the source of this 2897-nucleotide messenger RNA. It is a transcript of the gene grn, whose product is annotated as GATA-binding factor C. Gene Ontology annotation, molecular function: RNA polymerase II cis-regulatory region sequence-specific DNA binding; zinc ion binding; DNA-binding transcription factor activity, RNA polymerase II-specific. The transcript has 9 exons. The record is from RefSeq and is a predicted model, not a curated record. Gene Ontology annotation, biological process: positive regulation of transcription by RNA polymerase II; negative regulation of transcription by RNA polymerase II; cell fate commitment. The coding region runs from base 568 to 2601 and encodes 677 amino acids. Lineage: Eukaryota; Metazoa; Arthropoda; Insecta; Diptera; Glossinidae.